Molecule: messenger RNA, 3047 nt
Organism: Humulus lupulus (European hop)
Lineage: Eukaryota; Viridiplantae; Streptophyta; Magnoliopsida; Rosales; Cannabaceae
Product: DDT domain-containing protein DDR4
Exons: 12
Coding region: 246-2522 (758 amino acids)
Biological process (GO): regulation of DNA-templated transcription
Cellular component (GO): RSF complex
Source: RefSeq, a predicted model, not a curated record
AAAACAUUUAUCACAAGGCCGAGAAGCCCCUCUCUCAUACCCAAAAAUAAAUAAAUAAAUAAAUAAAAAUAAAUAAAAAAAAUAAAAAAAGGAAAAACCUUCCCAACUCUCUUUCUCUCUCUGUUUUCCUCAAUCCCUCUCUGGCUUGAUUUGCCCUCUUUUUUCUUCCAAUGCAAACCUAUGGUGAUCCCCUACGUGUAAUCCCACCUUAACUAGCCGUAAACCCUCUCGAUCUCCCUACAACCAUGUCCCGCGAAGCUUCCCCUUCUCCGAUCUCCGGCGACCCUUCCUCCGACCAGUCCAAGCCCCAAAACGGCACUCCGGCGACCCAAAACGACACCACUACAACCACGGCCGUAGCUCCGGCCUCAGGACCUCCCCUCUCCAGGAGCAACCGCCCCUCUCGCGCGUGCACCAUACGCACCGCCGCGAGACUCUACGCGGCGUCUCAGCCGGCUGCGGAGCAGCGGAGGCUGAAGGCUUUGAAGAAGAAGAAGAAGGAAGAGGAGGAGGAUAGGAAGCAGGCUGGGGGCGAUGAGUCGCCGCAGUAUCAGCAACAAUGCAGUAGCAGUAAGAUCGUGACACCAUUAGUGGAACCUCCUCCGCCGGCGCAAUUUCCGCGGUGGACUCUACGUUCGAUGUGGGAGUUUGCGUCCGUACUCAAUUUCUUGCAUGUUUUUAGACCCCUUUUGAAUAUUUCGGUUGAGUUCUCAGCUGAGGAGUUUGAGACGGCUUUGCUUAAUCCCAAUGACACUCUCAGUGAUAUUCACAUCCCUCUCUUAAAGGCGAUACCUCCUGUUACACGAAUGGCACUUACACGUGAUACUUGGGUUACUGUUUUGUGCAGAAAGUUGAGGGACUGGUGGCAUUGGGUUGCAGAUGGGGAUCUUCCCAUCGUUGCUUCACAUGGGGCUGAGAUUGAACUAUAUAAAACACUUGAUCCUGGAGUUCGUGUGGUCAUCUUAAAAGCACUUUGUGACAUUCGCGUGGAGCAAGAUGACAUCAGGAACUAUAUUGACCAUUCAAUUAAACAUGGUAUUCCACUUGCAACGUUUCGUAAAGAACGCGUUGGGGGUGACUCUCAUGGAAUUUCAUACUGGUAUGAAGAUGAUGAAAUGGUUGGUCACAGACUUUACAGGGAGAUAAGAAAAUUUGAAGUGAAGAAAGCGAAAGCAAAGGGCUCUCAAGUCCCUCUCAAUGCAUCAUACCAGUGGGAAACAGUUGCAACCAAUUUCGAUGAAUUCCAAGAUGUUUCUGAGAAACUCUUCUCAAGUAAUAAUAGAACAGAGGCUUCACUAGGGAAAAAGUUAAAGAUAGACAUGCUUCCUGAGGUUGAAAGGGUUCAUAAGAGGAAAGAGAGGUUACUGAAGAAGCAGCACAGACAAGCUCUCCUUCUUGAUAAUUUUUACAAUAUGGAUGGGCUUGCUCCAGGGCGCUCCCUUCGAGAUAGAAAACCUGUCACAUAUACUUUUGAUGAUUAUGAUCGGUCCAUCAAUGAGGCAAUCAAGAUUACCAAGCGAAAGCAUCCAUCCCCAGAACCUUUAUACAAAAGGGAAGGAAUGGUAAAACCUGAUGUGUCUACUAAUGGUAAAUGGAGCGGUCCUUCGCAUUCCUCUCAUCAUGUUGGUUUUAGUGCUCUGUCUCCCAAAUCACCUGAUUAUGAUGAUGCUGAUGAAGAUAGUAAAUCUGAUCUAAUGGAUAGAAGCAAUCGGCGAAGACAGAGGCCUCAACGCUAUUCUGAGAAAGAUUUUGUAGAAGCAGUUUCUGAUAAUGAUGCAGAGUUUGAUAGCGAUGAUGACAUAAUGGGAGAGGCUAUAUAUGAUGAAGAGUAUUUGAGGCAGCGUAAACAGAAGAGGAAAUUGUCCAGUAGCUCUGAAGGAGAUGAUGAGUAUCGUUUUGAGGAAGAAAAUCCUGAAGAGGAGGAAGAGGAGGAAGAGGAAGAUUCUUUAAGUAUUAGUGAGGAUAGUGACGAGCCCCAAAAAUUUAAGAAAUUGCCAGGUCGUACCAGGAGGGAAGUUAAGUUGAGGUCUGUUGAUGACCUUCAGGCAGGUCUAAGACGAAGUAAAAGGGCCACCAGAAACCGAAUCAAUUACCGACAGUACGAAGUGUCUGAAUCAGAAGCUGAUUCUAUGAAGUGUGAAAAAUCAAAUACAUCAGAUGAACCCUCAGAACCAAGUGAGAACGGUGAUUUUUCAAUGGGAACUCAAGAGUCUGAUGGCAAUGAUGAUGACAAUGAUGUUGGCAAUGAUGAUGAGCAAGAAAUAAAGACUGUUGAGCCUGUUGAAGGUUACCCCGAGAUAGUAGAAAAACCUCAAACCCCACCUCCUGAAAAGUCAAAUAGCCCAGGUCAAGAGGAAGUGGAAGGUAUACAACAGAAAAGGCGUUUUCUUGACCUAAAUGAGAUUGCCACUGGUGACCUUAAUGAGGUUGCCCCGGGUGACUUAAAUGAGGUUGCCCCUGGUUCAGGCUUUGACAAUAGGGAAAAUACUAUAAUUAGGGAUGAUGAUACAGAUGAUUUCUGAAGCUUCCUGCUCUGCUGGAAAAGCUGGGGUUGUUUUAACCAGGAAGCCAAAGUGUAUGAUAUUGAAAUUUUUAAAUUUUGUGAUAAAAAAAGCCCAUGGUAGAAGCUCUACUGUUAGUCUUUUUUCCAUGGCAUUAAUUUAAGCCAAACUACCUUGGUGUAUGAUGAUCUGCAGCCAGGGAUCAAAAUGAUGCGGAGUUACUUAGAGUAGGUAGUCAUUUUUUAGUAUGUCAAGAUUCAAAAGAAACACCCUGCAGAAGAUGAUGAAGAAUUUGUUGGGAUUUCUUUAGCUCAUCAGAUCAAUCAAUGUACAAUAACCUUAUUUUCUACUAAUAUUGUAACUGAGAAAAUUUGGCUUUAGAUGUGCAAGCCUCUUAGUAUCAUCAUCACUUUGUGGUCAUGAAAAUUGAAUACUCCUGCGGAUUUGGGUUGGUUGGUCACAUGACUGGUCCUAUUUGUAGUGGUGCCAUCUCCCUCAAGAAAAAAGAAAAAAAAAAGUAGCCAAUCUUAUUUUUUGUGUUGUUUA